Molecule: messenger RNA, 752 nt
Organism: Saprolegnia parasitica CBS 223.65
Lineage: Eukaryota; Oomycota; Saprolegniomycetes; Saprolegniales; Saprolegniaceae
Exons: 2
Coding region: 55-702 (215 amino acids)
Source: RefSeq, a predicted model, not a curated record
UUUCGCGAUCGCUGAUCAAAAGGCCAUUUCAACUUUGCAUUCCUUCGCAGCACCAUGCAGCUCUCGCUUCUCCUCUCGGCGCUCGUUAUGACGUAUGCGCAAGAGCUGUGCUCGACCAACGAGAUCCAGGCGGCAGUGACAAGCGAGGUGCUCACCGUGUCGGGCUCGGUGCUGCAGUGCGCACUCGACGUGGGCCUCGACCCCACCGGUGUGCCGUACCCUGCGCUCGCGACGGCCGCGCAAGCCGCGCUCAUGGCCGAGGACGUGAGCUGCAUCAAAGUCUACGGCGCGGUGCAGACCGGCAUCGCCAACAUCUCGCCGGCGUGCAUCUUGACCAAGGCGCCGAAAGUGAUCACGUCCGACCAAAUCUCGGGCAUUUCGUACCCCGUGUUUCUGGCGCUCGCUCGAGCGGGCGCGGGACCUGCCGCCACGGCAGCGCCGGCCGCAACCGAGACGACGGCACCGACCGCCACCGAGACGACGGCACCGAAUGCCACCGAGACAUUGGCACCGACCACCACAGUGAACGAGACAGCGACACCGACGCCGACACCGACGACGACCACGGCACCGGUUGGGACGUCGCAAAACAACGACGACGGGUCGCCGACAGCCGCCAAGCCCAGUGGCACCUCGAAUGCGGUGGUGGCCUCGGCGACCUGGAGCGCGCUGGCGGUACUCGCCGCCGCUACCAUGGCGUAAGCAGCAACGCUAACAGUGGAAAUACAUUUCAAUUCGUUUUGUACAUAGAC